CUCAGUUUCCCUAUCAUUUCUGUCAUUUCCAAAUUUGUAAACCAUUUAAAUUUAAUUUAAUUUCCAUAAGCUUAUUUAUGGCGCCGACGAUGAUGGCGGUUAUCGGCAUCGGCGGUAAGCACGAGAAUAAGAAGACGGCGGCGCCGGAGAGCGAGCUGAAGAGGAGGAACGAGGCGUUGGAGAAGGAGCUGAGGGAGAGCAAGGAGAGGGAGGAGCAGAUGAGGCGGGAUCUGCAGAGCACGUGGGAGAGACUGCGCGUGGCGGAGGAGGCAGAGGAGAGGCUCUGCUCGCAGCUCGGGGAACUUGAGGCCGAGGCGGUUUACCAGGCGCGUGACUACCACUCGCGAAUCGUGUCCCUCAUGGACCAGCUCUCCCACGCGCAGACUCUCCUUCAAAAGGCUGGGGGUUCCUCCUCCUCCUCCUCCAUUUCGGUUACUUCUUCGUCAUGACUCAUGAGAUUUAUGGUUCUGUGAAAAAAUUCUUGUAAUAAACUUUAUUUUUGCAGCGCAGAAUCAUGUUAUAUGAUGAUCGAUCAUCCAUACUCACGUCACGUGGAUCGAAUCUUUCUUCCUAUAUUGUAAAAUUUUUCUGUUGUAGAUUAUUUGUUUGGAGAGAAUAGUGUAAUUUUGAGAAUUGCGUCUUUUACCACUUUGAUUGUUCAAAAAUGCUUUUUGCAAAUGUAAAAAGUCUUAACAUUGAUUAUUUCAAUAACCAAUAAGAAUGUAAUCAACGUAUGAGGGUCUCUUCGCUUCCC
Molecule: messenger RNA, 754 nt
Organism: Gastrolobium bilobum
Lineage: Eukaryota; Viridiplantae; Streptophyta; Magnoliopsida; Fabales; Fabaceae
Product: protein RESPONSE TO LOW SULFUR 3-like
Exons: 1
Coding region: 78-449 (123 amino acids)
Biological process (GO): cellular oxidant detoxification
Source: RefSeq, a predicted model, not a curated record